AUGGGUCACCAGAAGCUCUACCGGAGCCACACAUGUAAAUUUGGCCAAAGUUACCACUCUUGUCACAUCUGCUCAAACCAACAUGGUCUGAUCUGGAAAUAUGGCCUCAAUAUGUGCUGCCAGUGUUUCCAUCAGUACAGGAAGGUUAUAGGUUUCAUGAAGUGGACUGAGUGA
Molecule: messenger RNA, 174 nt
Organism: Carlito syrichta (Philippine tarsier)
Lineage: Eukaryota; Metazoa; Chordata; Mammalia; Primates; Tarsiidae
Product: 40S ribosomal protein S29-like
Exons: 1
Coding region: 1-174 (57 amino acids)
Cellular component (GO): cytosolic small ribosomal subunit
Molecular function (GO): structural constituent of ribosome; zinc ion binding
Source: RefSeq, a predicted model, not a curated record